AUAUCAUGUAAGAAAUAUAUUAGAAAGGCAAGAGUUUAAGAAUCAGCUAUGGGAAAUAGGUAUAUUAGAAUAUAAUGUAAAUAAUAUAGUAACAUAUGGAAAUAAUGACCAAGGACGGAGAUAUUUGUUUAAUUUUCUAAGGAGAACUGGACUGGAAAGACGAGUUUAAAUAAAAGUGAGUAAGCUAGAGUGAGACAACAGAUGGCAGUAAUGCAACACUUUGGAUGCCAACUGCCAUAAAAAUCCAAUGAAGAAGAGGUUUCACCGUGCUCUGUUUUGUUUGGCUUUAGUGCUGUUUUGUUACGAUAUGUUAAAAAUGCUGUUUCUGUAAAUAGAGAAAUACAGUUUUUGAAUCAUGUCAAUAAAUACUUGUAAUAUUCUCAUCCUCACAGUCGUGACUAAGGUUUAAAGCAAGCAGGAAUAUCAUCUGAACUGAGAUCUGCUGCUGUGAAGAUGAUGUUUUUUAAAGAGGAGAGUGAAGAGAACACGAGUGAACCAGAAACCUGGAGAAUAAAACACGAGGAACCAGAAACCUGGAGAAUAAAACACGAGGAACCAGAAACCUGGAGAAUAAAACAAGAGGAACCAGAAACCUGGAGAAUAAAACACGAGGAACCAGAAACCUGGAGAAUAAAACAAGAGGAACCAGAAACCUGGAGAAUAAAACACGAGGAACCAGAAACAUGGAGAAUAAAACAAGAGGAACCAGAAACCUGGAGAAUAAAACACGAGGAACCAGAAACCUGGAGAAUAAAACACGAGGAACCAGAAACCUGCAGAAUAAAACACGAGGAACCAGAAACCCUGAGAAUAAAACACGAGGAGCCAGUAACCCGGCGAAUAAAACAGGAUCAAGGAGAGUUUAAUGAAGAAAUUAGUGAAGAUGGGGAGAAAGAUCAUGUCAAAACUGGAGAAAAACCUUUGAGUUGCUCUCAGACCAAACAGAAAGAUUUGAAGAAAAGAAGAGCUAAGAAAUCUUUCACUUGCACUCAGUGUGGAAAGAGUUUGAAAAGAAAAAAUAGUUUUGAUGUUCACAUGAGAAUUCACACUGGAGAGAAACAGUACAAGUGUUCACACUGUGACAAGAGAUUCAAUCAGUCAACACAUCUGAAAACACAUGAGAGGAUUCACACUGGAGAGAAACAGUACAAGUGUUCACACUGUGACAAGAGAUUCAAUCAGUCAACACAUCUGAAAACACAUGAGAGGAUUCACACUGGAGAGAAACCGUACACAUGUGAUCAAUGCAGGAAGGGUUUUGCACGAAGAGGAACCCUUAUGACACAUAUGAAAAUUCAUACAGGAGAGAAACCGUACACAUGUAAUCAAUGUGGAAAGAGUUUAAAGUGCAAAUAUAGUCUUGAGCGUCACAUGAUUGUUCAUACUGGAGAGAAACCAUACACAUGUGAUCAAUGCGGGAAGAAUUUUGCAUUGAAAGGAAUCCUUAUAACACAUAUGAGAAUUCAUACAGGAGAGAAACUGUACACAUGUAAUCAAUGUGGGAAGAGUUUGAUUAACAAAUGUAGUCUUGAGCUUCACAUGAGAGUUCAUACUGGUGAGAAACUGUACACUUGUGAUCAGUGCGGGAAGAGUUUCUCACACUCAGCAAACCUUAAGAGACACAUGAACAUCCACACUGGAGAGAAACUGUACUCAUGUGAUCAAUGUAGCAAAAGAUUUUUGAGGGCUUCAGACAUAAAGCAGCACCUGAAACUUCAUACAAAGGAGAAACCGCAUUCAUGUAAUUGUUGUGGAAAGAGUUUUUCACGUCUACAACAUUUGAAAGAACAUCAGAAAAUGCAUGCUGCUGUGAGAGAGUACAUGUGCUUGGAGUGUGAAAAGACUUUUACUUCAGCAAACUGUUUAAAACUGCACCAGAGGAUUCACACUGGAGAAAAACCUUUCAAGUGUUCACACUGUGACCAGAGAUUCAGUCAUGCAGGAAAUAUGAAAAGACAUGAGAGGAUUCACACUGGAGAUAAACCGUAUCACUGCACUGAAUGUGAGAAGUGUUUCAGUCGUCCAUCUGCUCUAUACAAUCAUACAAAAAACUAUCACACAAAGUGUUUAAAACUGCAUGAGAGGAUUCCCACUAGAGAGAAACCUUAUAAGUGUUCACACUGUGACCAGAAAUUCAGUCAUUUAUCAAAUCUGAAAAGACACGAGAGGAUUCACACUGGAGAUAAACCGUAUCACUGCAAUGAAUGUGGGAAGUGUUUCAAUCGUUCAUCUGCUCUACACAGUCAUACAAAAAACUAUCACAAGUUGAUUGAAGAAAACGAGGAGAAUGAAGAAUUAAGUGAAGUUGAGGAGAAAAAUCAAGUCAAAACUGAAGAAAAACUUGAGUUGCUCUCAAACCAAACAGAAAUAUUUAAAGAAAAGAAGAGGCAAGAAAUCUUUCAUCUGCAUUCAGUGUGGAAAGAGUUUGACAAGCAGAACGAGUCUUGAGCAUCACAUGAGAGUUCAUACUGAAGAGACACUGUACACUUGUGAUCAGUGUCGGAAGAGUUUCACACAAUCAUCAAACCUAAAGGAACACAUUAGGAUCCA
This is a messenger RNA of Carassius carassius (crucian carp), 2550 nucleotides long. RefSeq names its product gastrula zinc finger protein XlCGF57.1-like. The transcript has 4 exons. Lineage: Eukaryota; Metazoa; Chordata; Actinopteri; Cypriniformes; Cyprinidae. Gene Ontology annotation, biological process: regulation of transcription by RNA polymerase II. Gene Ontology annotation, molecular function: RNA polymerase II cis-regulatory region sequence-specific DNA binding; DNA-binding transcription factor activity, RNA polymerase II-specific. The record is from RefSeq and is a predicted model, not a curated record. Bases 454 to 2448 code for a protein of 664 amino acids.